Messenger RNA from Meloidogyne enterolobii, 394 nucleotides. Lineage: Eukaryota; Metazoa; Nematoda; Chromadorea; Rhabditida; Meloidogynidae. The record is from the annotation of a GenBank genome assembly.
UUUUUUUGAGGGCGACGGUGGCGGUAAUAAUAACGGGAAUGGUCUGAUAGCUGCAGGCAGUGGAAUAGUAGGUUCAGCCCUCAACGCAAUGAGUGCUAUUAUUUGUUGUUCUUCUUUAACUAAUUUACAACGACCAUUUGCUGAUGGCCGUAUUUAUACUGAAAACAAUCAUAAUACUCAACAUGUUGGUUUGACAGUUGCUGUAGAGAAAUUACAGAUCGAGAGGAGCAAAGUCAUUGACAUGGAAAUAAAAAAGCAGGCAGAGAUGAAUGAUAAAGUUGUAAAGAUAUUGCUGCUUGGAGCUUCUGAUUCAGGCAAAAGCACAAUAGCUAAACAAAUGAGGAUAUUACACACUGAUGGAUUCACUCACGAAGAGCGUCAACAUUACAAGUAA